UUGAGCAGUACCUUUCAAAAUGUGAACAGACUCAGCGGUUUUAACUAGCAUUACGUGCAUAAAAAUAAUAACUUUUGUUUUUAUUUACAUUCUAAGAACGUAUCGUUAAAAAUGUAACAACUACUCUUUGGUGCGAACGCGUACUUUUUGUCUUCAUGUUCCUUUUUUGAAUGUGUUCGAAUUUUAAUUUGAAAUACAAAUAAAAAUGUGACUUUUUGGUUUGUUGUGAUUUUGACGUUUGUUUUGAGCGGGAAACCAGUGUCAAGUGAAAAAUGUUAUAAUUUAUCAGUAUAAUUAAAUAAUCUCAUGAUUUAUAUCGUCGCGAUAGUUGAGUAAACACCCAAAUUACGUUUGUGUAAAGAGAUUUUUUCAUGAUAUCGUUGUAAAGAGAAGUUUUUCGAUAAGGAAACGGUUGUUCCGCAAUUAAACUGUGAUCUUGAUAGAUUGUUAGUAUCCGUGCAGCUAUCGAAUAAAGUGUUACAUUUUCAAACAAGCUGAACUAAAGUUCUUUGUAACAAAUAGACGUAAAAUAAGUAGUUUUUAGUCAUUUUUUGUCAAUAUUUUGCCGCAAAAAUGUCCGUUUUAAACAUGGGUGCUCGCCUUGAGUUGAUCUUUAGCAAAAUCUUUAGAAGAAUGGAUGGCUACACAAUAAUAGAUGAAAUUGGAGAUCAAGACAACAGUUACAAUAUGGCGUCUAUAAAUUCCAACGACAAAAGUCCGGGUGAUCCCCCGGACAAGAAACUAGCUGAAGUAGAUGCCGAGAAACAGCCGCUUUCAGGAAAGAAAGAAGAACGAUGGUGGAACACGUUGAUGCAGGUAGCUGUACCGUUCUUCAUCGCUGGAUGCGGCACCAUUGGCGCUGGUCUAGUUCUGGGCACCGUUAGGGAUUGGGAUGUAUUCAUCAAUGUAUCGGCUAUCUUUGUGCUCGUACCAUCAUUGUCAGGACUUAAAGGUAAUCUGGACAUGUGCUUAGCAUCCAGACUGUCUACACAAGCGAACUUAGGCAACAUGAAAUCCUCAAGAGAAGUAAUAUCUAUGGUCGUCGGAAACAUAUCACUAGUACAGGUGCAAGCAAUAGUAGCAGCGACGGUUGUCUCAAUAUUCGCGAUAGUCGUGAACACGAUCACCGACCGAGCCAUCAAUGGAUCCUACGUACUACUGCUGGUGGCUUCAGCUGUAUUCACUGCUACUACUACUUGUUUUGUUCUUGAUUUCGUGAUGGUAAUGGUGAUCUACGGCUCGCACAAAUUCAAGGUGAAUCCGGACAACGUGGCGACGCCUCUCGCGGCUUCUAUCGGCGAUAUUGUCAGUAAUACUGUACUCGCUGUUACUGCUCAGUAUAUGUAUGAACAGAUACAGAUAUCCCUCUGGCAACCGAUAGCGCUGAUGUGCGUGUACUACAGCCUGCUGCCGCUGUGGGUGUUCAUCGUGUGGCGCAACAAGUACACCAAGAAGGUGCUCACCAGCGGCUGGACUCCCGUCAUCUCGGCACUCUUCAUCAGCGGCAUCGGAGGUAUCGUCCUGGACAAAGCAGUGGAUCACUACAGAGGCUACGAGGUCUUCCAGCCUAUUGUCAACGGUAUCGGAGGAAACCUGGUCUGUGUCCAGUCUUCACGACUCGCCACACAUUUGCAUCAGACAGCCAUCCCUGGAGAACUGCCGGAGAACACCAGGCUCGUGGAAUGGCCUUGGAAGACUUUGUUCUAUGGAACUGCGGCAGCUAAAGUGGCUCGUAUGCUGUUGAUCCUGGCCCUGUUCGGUCAGAUCAUCUUCAUGGUGGUAGCGGACUUCGUGUACCAAGGGAUGGUGACUCUGCAAGUACCCUUCGGCAUUACGUAUCUAAUGUGCUCUUUGUUGCAAGUCAUGGUACUCCUGUACCUAGCAUACAUGCUGGUCCACCUAAUGUGGAAGAAGAAGAAGGAUCCUGACAACGCAGCCAUUCCUUACCUAACCGCCCUAGGAGACCUACUAGGCUCUGUCUUCCUAGGUCUGACCUUCGUCAUCCUAUCACUCUUCGGCAUGGAGUACGGAAACAACGUCCUAUGAACAGGUAGAACUAACCUGAAGGAAUUAAUUUACAAAGAAAUAUGGAUCUUAAGACAUAAGAGUCUGUUCAAAAGAUUUUGAGUCUUAGUUUUUGAUGUCAAUCAAAUUUUUAAUAGUCUUGUAUUUUUGAACUUAAUGGAAUUUGCGAAUUCGCAAGACUUAGACGUGAACCUUUAAGGAUCAGUACUGAAUUGAGAUGGUGUCUUGAUGUUCCUUUUAGGUCUGCACGUUAGCAUAGCUACCCAAAAUGACAUUAAUAGUAAAACCAAAGGAGUUGGAUUCAUGCAUGGCUUUUCACCAGCUAAAGAUUCCUCCACCAAACAGCUUUUUAGAAGAUUUUUACUUUCUAAUUCAAAUGUAAUUCGGUCAAAGUAAGAUAAAAAGAGACAAUUCGUGUCCUGACAGUAUUGAUAUGUAUUUUAAAAAUUAAUGUCAAUUGGUGUGCCAAUAUUAUCGUGUAUGUGGAUGACAUCGUUGUUUAUGAACUUGACAGUAUUGAAGAUUUUCAAAGAUUUAUCUUUUUUUGAAUUUUAUUUAUCAAUUUGAGAUUCAUGUUUAGAUGGAUGUAUAGUGAGGAAGAUACAAAUUUUUGAAUCUUUGACAUCAGUUUUAUGAGAUGGACAAUAAAAAUAAUGGAGUUGCGAUUGAAGAUUUGAAAUAAUACGAAGUUGUGUUACUAAUUGACUUUCUUUUGUCCGCACAUCGACUACCACUAAAAUCGAUUUUGUUACCAUUUUAAUAUAUUUUUUUAACCAUUGCUGAUUAACGAGAUGUUCCUAAUCGAACCUGCGAUGUAGCACUUUGAAGUGUCAUAUCUAAACAAAAUGGCGGUAGUUCUAGAUAAUUUUAGAUACAUGUAUGAACAUGUAUGUCACCCGAUUGUGAUGCUGUAAUGUCAUCUAUUAGUACUUAUGUGAUAUAGCGAUAUUUUCUACACUUGGUUUUUGAAUGGAUUUUGAAAAUAAAAAU
Messenger RNA from Helicoverpa armigera (cotton bollworm), 3015 nucleotides. Its product is annotated as solute carrier family 41 member 1. Gene Ontology annotation, cellular component: plasma membrane. Bases 574 to 2046 code for a protein of 490 amino acids. The transcript is spliced from 11 exons. Gene Ontology annotation, biological process: monoatomic cation transport. Gene Ontology annotation, molecular function: monoatomic cation transmembrane transporter activity. The record is from RefSeq and is a predicted model, not a curated record. Lineage: Eukaryota; Metazoa; Arthropoda; Insecta; Lepidoptera; Noctuidae.